AUGGAGGACGCUGUGACAGACUCUCUUCCCCCGACCCCCGACCGACCACGUGGUAGCAAGCGGAGACGCGACAAUACCGCUACUCCUCCCGAAUCCAGGCCCUGCAGUGCCGCAUCAAUGGAAAAUAUGGAAACGCAGCCUACGCAGCGACAACGCAUCCCGCCGCUGACCAUUGACGCCUUCCAGGGAUGGCACAGCCACGCAGCGGAGCUGUACAAGAUUACAAAUGGCGACUUCCACGCCGUCUGCAGAGCGUGUAAGCUGCCAGAAAUACUUGGCCGAGAAGAAGGGGCCAGUCUCGGGCAUCGCCGCACGCUGGCAGCCGGUGAAAGGACAGCCUCUGUCCCAAGCUGCGCGCGCCGCGCUCCCACUGGCCGGCCGCGCGGCCCAGUCACAGCGCACCGCUCGCCCAGCCGCCACGCGCCCUGCCGCCACGAGCUCAGCCGCCACGUGCUCAGCCCCCCCGCCAUUGGACGAGAGCGGCGACCAACCAGCGCCAGCCAUCCCCCCACCGCUAACGCCCAGCUUAGCGACCCUGCGCCCCUGGAGCUAUCACGUGACGGCGAGCAGCGGACCGACGACCACGGUGAGGAAGACGACUCGGAGACCGAGAAGGAGAGCAGAAGGAGGCGACGUCCACCGAGGAAUCCCGCCAACAGGACGACCAGGCCGAGGACAUGGGCAGAAGCCGUCAAAGCCCCGGCUUAUCCCCAGCAGCCGAGGAACGCAGCGGAGCCGCGCAAGACAGCACAGACCACCCGCCCUGCGGACACCUACGCCCCGCCAGCAGCUAGGCCACACCGGCCUCGCACUACAAGCGAGGAGCGACAAAACGGCCAUUUUCAAGGCCACCAUACCUUUGACCAGGAGGAAAUGUCUGCACUGCUCAGAGUAAUCCUCGAGCAGCUAACAACUGUAACUCGGACUCUGCAGUCGCUGGCCUCUCUUCUUGGCUCCCGACAUGGCUAG
Messenger RNA from Homalodisca vitripennis (glassy-winged sharpshooter), 969 nucleotides. RefSeq lists its product as uncharacterized. The transcript has 2 exons. The coding region runs from base 1 to 969 and encodes 322 amino acids. The record is from RefSeq and is a predicted model, not a curated record. NCBI's taxonomy places the organism in Eukaryota, Metazoa, Arthropoda, Insecta, Hemiptera, Cicadellidae.